Nerophis ophidion (straightnose pipefish) is the source of this 4175-nucleotide messenger RNA. RefSeq names its product solute carrier family 12 member 3 (gene slc12a3). NCBI's taxonomy places the organism in Eukaryota, Metazoa, Chordata, Actinopteri, Syngnathiformes, Syngnathidae. Gene Ontology annotation, biological process: chloride transmembrane transport; potassium ion homeostasis; sodium ion homeostasis. Gene Ontology annotation, molecular function: sodium:potassium:chloride symporter activity. The record is from RefSeq and is a predicted model, not a curated record. The transcript is spliced from 26 exons. The coding region runs from base 1 to 2973 and encodes 990 amino acids. Gene Ontology annotation, cellular component: membrane.
AUGGAAGUGCCAGUCAUCAGCGAUUCAGGCGUUCACCUGUCUGACUACAGACCCAGAAUCCAUUCAUCAGUGACUGACGGAGACUACGUGUCCGACUAUUAUCACUGCUAUAAUGAUGGCAGCCAGGUGACACCAGGAGGGCCUGACUAUGCCACCUUGGAUGCUCCUCCAAACUAUGAGUUCUACGCCAACACGGAAGAGUGCGGACGGAAAAAACGCAUCAGGCCGUCUCUCUACCAACUGUCUGUCAACCUUGAGGACAAAUCCAGACCUCCGAUGUACGAAGAGACCACAAGUGGACGCAUGGAAGGUGACGACUGUCAGGAAGAGGAGCAAACGAAGCAGCUUGCUCAACCAAUAAGAUUCGGCUGGGUUCAGGGAGUCAUGAUCCGUUGCAUGUUGAACAUUUGGGGGGUGAUCUUGUACCUGAGGCUGCCAUGGAUUACUGCACAAGCUGGCAUAGGUCUGACAUGGGCGAUUGUCCUGCUGUCCUCCUGUAUCACCGGCAUCACCGGUCUCUCCACCUCAGCUAUCGCAACCAACGGCAAAGUAAAAGGAGGUGGGACCUACUUUCUAAUUAGUCGAAGCCUUGGCCCAGAGCUGGGCGGGUCCAUUGGGCUCAUCUUCGCCUUUGCCAAUGCUGUGGCUGUGGCCAUGCACACCGUAGGCUUCGCUGAGACUGUUGCAGACCUCAUGCAGGAAAAUGAUGCUGCCAUGGUGAACCGAACCAAUGACAUCCGCAUAAUUGGCAUCAUUACAGUCACAUGUCUUCUUGGUAUCUCAUUGGCUGGCAUGGCGUGGGAGUCAAAGGCCCAGAUUGUGUUCUUCCUGGUGAUCAUGGUGUCGUUUGGCAGUUACGUUGUGGGAACCAUCAUCCCUGCAUCGCCGGACAAACAGGCCAAGGGCUUCUACAGCUAUAAAUCGGACAUAUUUGCUGAAAAUUUUGUACCCAACUGGCGGGGGAAAGAGGGAAGCUUCUUUGGCAUGUUUUCCAUUUUCUUUCCCUCGGCUACCGGUAUCCUGGCAGGAGCUAACAUCUCUGGAGAUCUGAAGAACCCAGCAGUGGCGAUCCCCAGAGGAACGUUGAUGGCAAUAUUCUGGACCACCUUGUCUUACCUCAUCAUCUCUGCUACUAUUGGUUCCUGCGUGCUGCGCGAUGCAUCCGGACUGUUAAACGACACCAUGUCUUCUUCCUCCACCAACACGUGUGUUACUUUGGCUUGUCGGUACGGCUGGGACUUCACUGACUGCAUCAGCAACGACACUUGUGUCUUCGGCAUCAGUAACUACUAUCAGACAAUGAGCAUGGUAUCAGCUUUCUCCCCCCUCAUCACCGCUGGUAUCUUCGGUGCAACUCUCUCCUCUGCUUUGGCCUGCCUGGUAUCGGCGCCCAAAGUCUUCCAGUGUCUGUGUGAGGACAAACUCUACCCUCUCAUUGGCUUCUUCGGAAAAGGCUACGGUAAAAACCGGGAACCACUGCGAGGCUACCUGCUGACGUACAUCAUUGCCAUCUGCUUCAUUCUCAUUGCUGAGCUGAACACCAUCGCCCCGAUCAUCUCCAACUUCUUUCUGUGCUCGUACUGUCUGAUCAACUUCAGCUGCUUCCACGCCUCCAUCUCCAACUCACCCGGCUGGCGUCCGACCUUCAGGUUCUACAAUAAAUGGCUGUCCUUGUUGUGCGCCGUGUGUUGUCUGGUCAUCAUGUUCCUGCUGACUUGGUGGGCCGCACUCAUUGCCUUUGGGGUCGUCGUGCUCCUUUUGGGAUACACACUCUACAAGAGGCCCGCAGUGAAUUGGGGGUCUUCAGUGCAGGCCAGCUCCUACAGCAUCGCACUCAACCAGUGUGUGGGCCUCAACCACGUGGAGGACCAUGUGAAGAACUACAGACCACAGUGCUUGGUGCUGACAGGACCCCCCAGCAGUCGGCCGGCUCUUGUGGAUCUGGUCAGCUGUUUGACAAAGAACCUCAGUCUCAUGAUGUGCGGCCACGUGCUCACCGGCAAUCUCCCUCCACUGGUGCAAAGCGUUGACAGUCACGUUUUGUGGUUGAACCAAAGAAAGGUCAAGUCCUUCUACAAAAAUGUGCUUUCUGCGGACCUCCGCUCAGGAGUGAACAUGCUGCUGCAGGGUGCAGGUUUGGGUAGAAUCCGGCCGAACGUCUUGCUAAUGGGUUUCAAGUCAGACUGGCUGAGUGACUCCCCUCAGGCGGCAUACAGUUACAUCGCAAUACUGCAGGAUGCAUUCGAUCUUCAGUACGGUGUGUGUGUCCUGAGAAUGAGAGAGCGACUGGACGUUUCACAUCAGUCGCAUGUCAAUCCAGGCUUUGAAGAAGGACCUGAGUCUUCGGCGGUUCAAGCCAGAACAUUGUUCCGACAAAAGCAAGGAGAGAAGACAAUCGACGUGUACUGGCUGUCUGAUGAUGGAGGCCUCACCCUGCUGCUGCCUUACCUGCUCACCCGCAGGAAGCGCUGGGCCAAAUGUACAGUUCGAGUGUUUGUGGGCGGAGGAAGUUGCAGCAAAGAGGAGCGGAAAGAGGAGGUGUUGACAUUAAUCAAAAAGUUCCGCCUCGGUUUCCACGAUGUUGAAGUGCUUCCUGACCUCCAUCAAAAACCUCAGCUUAGAAACAUUCACCACUUUGACAUUAUGCUGAGUUCCUUCAAGCGGGACGCCAAAGCACAGAGCGAAAGUGAUUCGGAUCCAUCAAGAGAAGAGAUGGAACCCUGGGAGAUCACAGAGCAGGAUCUGGAGAGGAACAAGGCCAAGACUUUCCGUCAACUUCGUCUGAAUGAGAUUCUGCAGGAUUACUCCAGAGAGGCUGCACUGAUUGUCAUCACCAUGCCCGUGAGGAGUAGAGCGGUGUGCCCCAGAGUUCUCUACCUGGCAUGGCUGGAAGUCCUGUCCCGUGACUUGAAGCCUCCAGUCUUGUUGGUCAGAGGAAACCAGGAAAAUGUCCUCACCUUCUACUGCCAGUGAAAUAUCUUCCCUAUGUCUCAUGCCACAACAACUGCAACGUUUGGAGGAAUAUUGUAGUAAAUAAAUUUGAUCAAAAGUCCGCUUAAAAUAGAGCCUAUGGGAGCAUGUUCAAUUCUGAUUAUAGAGCGCCUAAAAAAACAUCCCGACCCCACUGUUAGGGUUUUAUAUACAGUGAGUAUAUUUGUUAUAAGCACAUUUAUAAUAACAAAUAAUAUUUAAGUAUUUUGAUCAUUUUAAGCAAAGGCGCCUCGUUAUUAUUAUGUUUUUCUUCAUCACUGAUUUCUGCUCGGCAGCACGGUGGAACAGGGGGUUAGUGCAUGUGCCUCACAAUACAAAGGUCUUGAAUAGUCCUGGGUUCAAUCCCAAGCUCGGGAUCUUUCUGUGGGGAGUUCGCAUGUUCUCCCCGUGACUGCGUGGGAUCCCUCCGGGUACUCCGACUUCCUACCACCUCCAAAGAAAUGCACCUGGGGAUAGGUUGAUUGGCAACGCCGCGACCCCAAAAGGGACAAGCGGUAGGAAAUGGAUGGAUGGUUUCUGCUCACGGCAGACUUUAUGAGAGCCGACGGACAUAAGAAAACAUCACUUACUGUGCAAGGUCUGCUGUCGUUAAAUGCAGACUGCUGGGAAGUUCAUUUAUUUUCAUAUAGAUGAAGAAUUACUCAUAAUACUCGUGUGGAAACGGGAUGGGAGGGUAACGAGCACUUUUCGCGUUGUUCCCGCCAGUUCUAGGUCCUAAAUGGCGGCCAAAGUGUACCAACUUUUGGGAUUAUCUACUUUCCAUGUGAGAGGCAUGAUUUAUGAUCUGCAAUGUACUUACAGAGAGCAAGGAAGCGAGGAAACAGCAGACAGUGAUCUUCGAGUACGAAGAUGUAAACAAUACUGUGGGCACACACGGGAGUGAUUACAUCGCCAAUACAAAUACUUUUAAUACAUGUAAAUUAAGCAUUGUUGGCACUUUUUCAAUGUUUUUUUAUCGGAUUUUAUGGGCUCCCGUUGGCUCUGGUAUAAGCUGACUUUUACGUUGAUUUAAUAAUUAGAAUGCAUUUUAAAACAAAUCCAUCCCUCUUCAUGUCUUUCAUAAUAAUUGGGAUUGAUAGGCAACAUUUAUUGAUUUUCCCUUCUUAUUUCUACAUAAUUGUAGUAUGCCACUGGACACAAUAGAUAAUCUACAUUAAUAAAAUUCUGUAUGUUAUCACUAAUAA